Messenger RNA from Solea solea (common sole), 6285 nucleotides. RefSeq names its product heat shock protein 12A (gene hspa12a). Lineage: Eukaryota; Metazoa; Chordata; Actinopteri; Pleuronectiformes; Soleidae. The record is from RefSeq and is a predicted model, not a curated record. The coding region runs from base 228 to 2240 and encodes 670 amino acids. The transcript is spliced from 12 exons.
UCCAGACCCCCCUCAUGUCCGCCCGUGCUCUCUCUCUCUCCGGUGAAACAGGAAGCGAGGCUCGGUGAAGUUAACGGGCUCAGUGACUGAGCAGCGCGGGAAGUCCGGUCGCGGUGCGGUUCUUGUGUUUCCUCCGGGUUUUGGGCUGUGACGGUACCGCGGGAAACAUUGCUUGGUGUGGCUGCAUCGGGGAGAAGGCUCGGGAGGAGGUGAAACUGCGGGACGUGAUGAACGAGAGAAAAGCGGCGCCAGAGGACGUGAUAUCAGAUGCCAUGGCAAAUCCUUCUCCAGCGAAGAGCAUGGGUGACCCUGGGAUCACUCCACUGUCUCCCUCACACACUCAGAAUGACACCGAGCAGGUGCAGACGCAGCAGUCCUUUGUGGUGGUCGUGGCCAUUGACUUUGGAACCACGUCCAGCGGCUACGCCUACGCCUUCACUAAAGAGCCAGAGUGCAUUCACACCAUGAGGCGCUGGGAGGGUGGAGACCCUGGUGUGUCCAAUCAGAAGACCCCAACCACCAUCCUGCUGACUCCAGACAGGAAGUUCCACAGUUUUGGUUAUGCAGCUCGUGACUUCUACCACGACCUCGACCCGAGCGAGUCCAAACACUGGCUCUACCUGGAAAAAUUCAAAAUGAAGCUCCACACCACUGCAAACCUGUCCAUCGACACAGAUCUUCACGCAGCCAAUGGGAAGCGAGUGAAAGCUCUGGAUAUCUUUGCAUAUGCACUGGCCUUCUUUAAGGAGCAAGCACUCAAGGAGCUGAGUGAUCAGACGGGCGGUGACUUUGAUAACAACGAUGUCAGAUGGGUGAUCACAGUUCCUGCCAUCUGGAAAAUGCCUGCCAAGCAGUUCAUGAGGGAAGCUGCUUACAAGUCUGGUCUGGUGUCUCGUGAAAACCCAGAGCAGCUGAUCAUCGCCUUAGAACCAGAGGCAGCGUCAAUCUACUGCCGCAAGCUCCGCCUCCACCAGAUGGUGGACCUUGGCACCCAGAACACCCAGAACGGCUUCAGCCCCACUGAAAACGCAGGGAGUGCAACGAGCCAAGCAGCUAAGGAGCAUGUUCGGCGCAACCGGCAGAGCCGCACGUUUUUGGUGGAAAAUGUCGUAGGAGAGCUUUGGUCGGAGCUGGAAGAAGGUGACCGUUACGUUGUGGUGGACUGUGGUGGAGGAACUGUGGACCUGACUGUUCAUCAGAUCCGUCUUCCAGAGGGACAUUUAAAGGAGCUCUACAAGGCCUCGGGCGGCCCCUACGGCUCCAUCGGGAUCGACUAUGAGUUUGAGAAGCUGCUGUGUAAGAUCUUUGGUCAGGAUUUCAUCGACACAUUUAAGAUCAAGCGGCCGGCCGCCUGGGUGGACCUGAUGAUCGCGUUUGAGUCACGGAAGAGAGCGGCAGCCCCCGAACGCACCAACCCCCUCAAUAUAAACCUGCCGUUCUCCUUCAUCGACUACUAUAAGAAGUUUCGGGGCCACAGUGUGGAGCACGCCCUGCGCAAGAGCAAUGUGGAUUUUGUCAAAUGGUCGUCUCAGGGAAUGCUGAGGAUGAGUCCAGAUGCCAUGAAUUCCCUCUUCAAGCCUACGAUAGAUCACAUCAUCCAACAUCUGACCGAGCUCUUCGAUAAGCCAGAGGUCAGCGACAUUAAGUUCCUCUUCUUAGUGGGAGGUUUUGCUGAGUCACCUUUGCUUCAGCAAGCCGUGCAGAACAUGCUCCAGGGCCGCAGCCGCAUCAUCAUUCCCCACGACGUCGGCCUCACCAUCCUGAAAGGUGCCGUGCUGUUCGGCCUGGACCCCAGCGUCAUCAAAGUCCGCCGCUCGCCGCUCACGUACGGCGUGGGCGUCCUCAAUCGCUUCGUGGAGGGCAAACACCCGCCGGAGAAGCUGCUGGUGAAGGACGGCACUCGGUGGUGCACCGACGUUUUCGACACCUUCAUCGCCGCUGACCAGUCGGUGUCACUGGGUGAGAAGGUGAAGCGGAGCUACACCCCGGCCAAGCCCUCGCAGCAGGUCAUCGUCAUCCACGUCUACUGCUCGGAGAAGGAGAGCGUGGGCUUCAUCAGCGAGUCUGGAGUCAGGAAGUGUGGGACACUUCGUCUGGACGUCAGCGGAACGGAGAGCACGGCGCCGCGCCGCGAGAUCCAGACGCUCAUGCAGUUUGGUGACACGGAGAUCCGAGCCAUGGCCGUGGACGUGUCGACCGGACGCACCGUCAAAGCUAGCAUUGACUUCCUGAGCCACUAAGUAAGCUAAUGUAACAGGAAGAUAACAGCUAACACACACACACACACACACACACAUUAAGCUUUACUGGAAAAUGAUGAAUCUCGAUUCAUGCUCAGAGUAAGAAGCAGGAAGUUGGGCUGACAUUCACCUGCUGCUUAUCUGCUCGUAUGAAGUCACUGUAACAAAGCCAUCGGCUUCAGCGUGUGCACCACACGACACAAAAUAAAGACACACAAUAACAACAACUAUGUCCACAUGUUACAUCGGCUUCAGCGUGUGCACCACACGACACAAAAUACAGACACACAAUAACAACAACUAUGUCCACAUGUUACAUCGGCUUCAGUGUGUGCACCACACGACACAAAAUAAAGACACACAAUAACAACAACUAUGUCCACAUGUUACAUCGGCUUCAGUGUGUGCACCACACGACACAAAAUACAGACACACAAUAACAACAACUAUGUCCACAUGUUACAUCGGCUUCAGUGUGUGCACCACACGACACAAAAUAAAGACACACAAUAACAACAACUAUGUCCACAUGUUACAUCGGCCUCAGCGUGUGCACCACACGACACAAAAUAAAGACACACAAUAACAACAACUAUGUCCACAUGUUACAUCAGCUUCAGUGUGUGCACCACACGACACAAGCAGCUCCACCUCACAGCAGUUUAAAGUGGUUUUGCAUGAUUUAAAUACUAUGUAGUUAAUUCACAACCAUUGAUGCAUGAAAGCGCUGUUUCAGAGCAGCUGAUAUGUCGCUAACAUGCUAGCAAACAACUCAAGUCAGGUACCUGUCUCUAAUCUGAGACCACUCUCUAAUCUGAGACCUGUCUCUAAUCUGAGACCACUCUCUAAUCUGAGAUCUGUCUCUAAUCUGAGACCUGUCUCAGUACUAAUGUUACCAACGGUAAUUUUUUAUCUGUAAUUGUAGACAUGAGGUACAUAAUCAUCCUAUGUUCUUCCUUUUUUUGCCCCAUCAGUCACUGCUGUUGACUCAGUAGAGAGGUCAGGUUAGGACAGGUUAGGGCAGGUUAGGACAGGUUAGGACAGGUCAGGUUAGCUUCACAUGAUUAAAUUUAGCUCAGCUUUGACUGUUUUAUGUCUGUUUUCUCGCCCUCUCACUGCUUUGAAAGCAGAGAAGUGAACAUGCAGUCAUGUGACUUUGGUGUGCAGCUAAAACAGCUGAUCACAUGACAGAAAUCAUGUGAGAGGUUUAUGAUUUGAGAACAGCACAAUGAACUGGUGAACUGGUAAAAUGUCAUAGUUAGGGUUGCCAACCUUGUCACUAUGAAAUAAGGGACAAAAGUGACGAGUAUGGUUUUGUGUGAAUAAACAGUGUGUAACGUAUUUUUUUAUUAUGGCAGCUCUUAGUGGAGUUUGUCAGGUUUCUCAUACCUGAUGUGUAGCUUUAUUGUGAAGGGUAGACCGGAAGUGGCGUGGUUGUUGUUGCCGGGAAGAAGGGUUGUUUUUUUUAUGUAAAAUAAAAGUGAGACGUGGUUGGCGUCAACAGCGGCCAUUCAUGUGCUUUGAUUGUUUAUUUACGUACCCAGUAUAGACGCCCUCAUCUCGGUCACACAGUGUGUUGUUUUAAGGCAUUUGUCAUAAUGAUAGCAGUUCUGCAGAGGAAUAAAAUAGAAGUGACUGAGAAUGUGCACCAUCUGUGUGUGUGUGGCCAACUGAAAACUGCGGUCUUACCCCACGUCUUUUUAACUUCCCAUCAUUUGUUGUAGCUGCACAGUCUCUUCUUUUUUGCAGGUUGAUCCAUUGUAGUUCUAUUUGGAUGAAUUUGUGCAUUUACUUCCAGUUUACUGAUCAUGUGCGACUGAUGCGGGACUCAUAGCUCCGCCUCGUCUCCCGGCGCGAGGUGGGACGGCACCUGUCAUCAUCACACUGUGGCUGAUGGGUGAUUCCCAAGUGUCGUGAUCAUCACUGCUGCUGUCGUUGUUGCAUCAUUCAGUGUUUGGAUCAGCAUAGCAGUCAAUAAACGCGACAAAUACAUUAGACCCAAUAUACGGGACAGUUGGCAACCCUAGUCAUAGUACUAGCACCAAAAAUGCUGUGAUGCUAAUGUUAGCCUCAUGCUUAUCAUUAUUAUUAUCCAUUCCAUUCAUGCGGUGAAACAUCAUUAAAUGAGUCAUUUGUCCUAUAAUAACUAUAAUGAAUAUAAAUAACUAUGUGUGAAGCUAAGAUGAUGCUACACAAAUGUAUUAGCUCACUCUAGUUUAAGUAGCUUGUUAGCUUGUGUAAUGUUCAUGAUUCAAGAACAAUGAAAUAAAAAAGUGGUCCUUAAAUCAUAAGCUUAUCAACCAGUUCAUUUAUAGUAUACAUCAGAUGAAUGUGAUUAGCAUGAGGCUAAUGCUAGUUUAAUGCUAUCUGCAAAAAUAGGACUAUACUGUAAGAAAACAGUCAACACCAAAAUGAAUAUAUUCUAAUAACUUUCAGUCUCAAAGUAUCGCAGCUGACUGGGAUUUUAAAUAGUAACGUUAUAUUAUGUUUUUGUAAAAUAAAUACGUCUUUUCAUGUUCUUUCAUUUUAGAAGCAAUUCUUCUAGAAGAAAAGUAUAAAAAAAUGAUAAUAUAAUAAUAAUAAUUAUUAUUAUAUGUGUUCUUCUACUGUGCAGUUAAAACAAUCUUACCCAGCAACACUUCCUUUGAACCUUGCCUUUAAAAUAAUAAUGGUAAUAAUAAUCAUUUCUGUUCACAUUUUUAUGUUAUUUAAAGUUUAGUGGUAACAGGAUGUCGUCACAUGUGCUUGUAACAGAUCACUUUUUAUUUUCCAAUGGAAACACAUCCAUGUGUUCAUGUGUCCAUGUGUUCAUGUGUCCAUGUGUUCAUGUGUCCAUGUGUUCAUGUGUUCAUGUGUCCAUGUGUUCAUGUGUCCAUGUGUUCAUGUGUCCAUGUGUUCAUGUGUCCAUGUGUUCAUGUGUUCAUGUGUUCAUGUGUCCAUGUGUUCAUGUGUUCAUGUCAGUGAGGUUUUUGCCAUGUUUUUGGCCUGGUUGCACUUUGACAGUUAAUAGCUAGCUUUAGUAGCUUUCUCCAUCUUGACCAUACACUGCAUUUUUUCCUUUUUUGUGCUGUUUCAGAGUAACUUCAAACGUUUCUGCCUCAUUUUACACACACAGACACACAGACACACAAACACACAGACACACACAGACACACAAACAAAGGUCUCAUCAGAAAAGUGUCCACUGAAGUCAUGGUGAAAUGUUCCUGUUUUAGCACGUUAUAAUGUGUGUGUGUGUGCAUAUGAGCUUCACAUGUAAACAUAAGUCAUUAAGCUACGCAGACCUGAACAUGAAGCUUUGUAUAAAGAGGUAACACAUCACCGUGAUCAAUAAUCCAGUAAUCUAAUAAUCCAAUAAUCUAAUGGCUCAUCAGCAAACACUGGUUGAUAAUGAUUCCGUUCUGUUGAUUUGCGCUGUGAAUGGACGCUUGUCUCGCUCAGUGUGGUGUUGAAAGCUCACACCUGCUGUGGCGCCCUCUGCUGUUCCUUGGACACUCUGUCUCUGCACGUUUGGCAUGUGUAUCACAUAGGAAUGACUAACCAGUGAUGGUUAACCACUGAGAGCUGAUGUAGCUCAUGUGUAACUUCACUGACUCUACUGGUCGCUAACCUAGUAACUGUUUACCUGACACAUACUGCACCCGGCUGGAUUUGUUUGGAUGACGACAUUCAUGUAUUUGUGCAACCUUGAGUAUUAUGGGAUGCUCAGGACACUGUGAUGUAGCAGCUUUAUAUUUAAAGCUCUGAUGAAAUGAAAUGCAAAUGUUCAGCUAGCUUUAGCGUCCUGCUGUGGACAGAGCAGUGCAGCAGCUCGCUUAACACUAUCUGCUUAACACUAUCUAGACAUAACUAAUGGAAAAACCAGAUGGAGCCUCUCUGCCACUUUUGAUUAACUAUGUUAUUGACUUGUUUGCUUGUUUUUUGUAUCUCCCGUCACUUCAAUGUCUCGCUCUGUUGCAGAAUUCACACAGUAAUGCAUUUGUUUUUCAAGUCAAUAUCAGAUAUUUACUGUCAACAAUAAAACUGGAUGUUUAUUUCAAAUAAC